This is a messenger RNA of Poecilia latipinna (sailfin molly), 2655 nucleotides long. RefSeq names its product son of sevenless homolog 1-like. Gene Ontology annotation, cellular component: cytosol; nucleosome. The record is from RefSeq and is a predicted model, not a curated record. NCBI's taxonomy places the organism in Eukaryota, Metazoa, Chordata, Actinopteri, Cyprinodontiformes, Poeciliidae. The coding region runs from base 599 to 2542 and encodes 647 amino acids. The transcript is spliced from 11 exons. Gene Ontology annotation, molecular function: protein heterodimerization activity; DNA binding; guanyl-nucleotide exchange factor activity.
CCCGCUAAUAUACGUCAGUGAUCUGCAGACAGCGCAUGCGCAGGUGAGCACCGUGUACGGCACCGCCAAAGUGACAACAACCGCCGCCGUUUGGUCGGCGAGUGUCCGUCCGCCGGGCCCCGCAACCAGACCCAGACCCGGUCAGGCUUUCACACCCAGAGCAGGAACUGCAUGAUCGGAGCCACGUCUAUGAGACCCGACGGUACCGAGCCGAGUCCACCGAACCGGCCCAGCUGCUCCCAGAGUCUCCGCUACAGUCCAGAGAGGCAGACACCGGCAGUUGCGGGCCGCCUUCCCGGAGAACCAGGGGAUCCCCGCCGCUAGCAGCUCCGCAGCUAACAGGCUAACGGCACCAUGUCCUCCUCCCGCUGACCCGAACCGAACCAACGAAGCGACUCCCAGCUGCAGACCGCGGAGCUAAUUUCCAGCCAAGCCUCCGCGGCCCCUCCGCGGGACGGCCAAGGAUGAUGGCGGGGACCGGGUCCGCUUCGGAGGAUCGUCCCGGCCCCGCCGGAUCCGGGGCUCGCUUCAUGUAGCCCGGCCUGCCGUGCCGGUCCGGCCCGCCGCGGGGCUCCAGCUGCCGGCCCGGGCCGCAGACAUGCAGGCCGCCCAGCCGCAGUACGACUUCUUCAGCGAGGACAACGCCGGAAAGUGGAGAGGCCUGCUGGUUCCGGCCCUGGAGAAGGUGUUGUACCAGGUGCAUCCUAACCUGAAGUCCCAGCAGGAGGCGCUGCAGUAUAUCGAGGACCUGAUCCUGCAACUGCUCAGCAUGCUGUGUCAGGCUCAGCCGCGCACCGUGCAGGACGUGGAGGAGCGGGUCCAGAGGAGUUUCCCUCACCCCAUCGAUAAGUGGGCGAUCGCCGACGCUCUGGCUGCCAUCGAGAAGAAGAAAAGGAAGAACCCGCUGGCACUUCCUGUCGACAAGAUCCACCCCCUGCUCAAGGAGGUGCUGGGCUAUAAACUCGACCAUCAGGUCUGCGUCUACAUGGUCGCCGUUCUGGAGUAUAUCUCGGCAGACAUCUUGAAGCUGGCGGGGAAUUACGUCAGAAACAUCCGCCAUGAUGACAUCACCAAGCAGGACAUCACUGUGGCGAUGUGCGCCGACAAGGUUCUGAUGGACAUGUUCCACCAGGACGAGGAGGACAUGGGUCUGUUCCCGCUGCUGGACGAGGAGCCGUCGGCCAAUGAGGAGCAGCGAUACUGCGACCUGGUCCGGAGCUUCCUGGCUGACGGACACCAGUACCUGAGGCAGCUGCACCUGCUGCUCAAGGUGUUCAGGGAGCCCUUCGCCUCCUGCCCCACCCUCUUCUCCACACAGGACGUGGACAGCAUCUUUGGCCGCCUGGUGGACAUCCAGGAAGUGACGGUGAAGCUGCUGGGCCUGCUGGAGGACACGGUGGAGAUGACGGACGAGGGCAGCCCCCACCCACUGGUGGGCAGCUGCUUUGAGGACCUGGCAGAGGAGUUGGCCUUUGACCCCUAUGAGGCGUAUGCUCAGGAAGUCCUGCAUCCUGCCUUCCACGAUCACUUCCUGGAUUUGGUGACCAAACCUGGAGCCUCCGUCCAUCUGCAGUCCAUCUGUGAGGGAUUUAAAGAAGCCGUCCGCUACGUCCUGCCCAGGCUGCUGCUGACCCCCGUCUACCACUGCCUGCACCUGCUGGACACACUCAAGCAACUGGAAGAGCGCAGCGAGGAUGAGGAGGAUAAGGAGUGUCUUCGUCAGGCCAUCACGGCGCUGCUGAACCUGCAGAGCAGCUUGGAGAGGAUCUGCUCCAGGAGCCUGGCCAAGCGGAGGCUCAGCGAGCCGGCCUGCCGGCUCCACAGCCAGCAAGUAAAGAGUAAGCACCUGGCCAUCAGGAGGAUGAAGGACGUCCAGCGGAGCAUCGACGGCUGGGAGGGUAUGGACAUCGCCCAGUGCUGUAAUGAGUUCAUCAUGGAGGGCACGUUGAGCCGCGUCGGUGCCAAGCACGAGCGCCACAUCUUCCUCUUCGACGGUCUGAUGAUCAGCUGCAAGGCUGGCCACGCGCCGCCGCGGCUGCCCGGCGCCGCCGCCGCCGAGUUCCGCCUCAAGGAGAAGUUCCUGAUGCGGAAGGUCCGGGUGGUGGACCGGGAGGACCGGGACGGCGAGUGGCGCCACGCCUUCGAGGUGGCGCCGAAGGACGGCGGCGGCGUGCUGUUCGCCGCCAAGUCAGCGGAGGAGAAGAACGGCUGGAUGGCGGCGCUGGUGUCGCUGCAGUACCGCGGGACGCUGGAGCGCAUGCUGGACCAGGCGCUGCUGCAGGACGAGGAGCAGCAGAUGCGGCUACCGUCGGUCCAGCGGUACCGCUUCGCCGAACCCGACUCGGACCAGAACGUUGUGUUUGAGGACAGCGUCCAGUCUAAGUCUGGCAUCCCCGUCAUUAAAGCCGGGACGGUCCUGAAGCUCAUCGAGAGGCUCACCUUCCACCUGUAUGCAGAUCCAAACUUUGUCCGGACCUUUCUGACCACGUACCGGUCCUUCUGCCGGCCUGGGGAGCUGCUGGACCUGCUGGUGGAGAGGUGAGCUCAUCUGGCCUCAUGAGCCAAUCAGAACCUCCACAACUCAGUGACAUCACACAGACAGCAGGUGUCAAUGUGGAGCCUGAACCCAGUCUUCCUCUGAAGUGGUUCUUGUCC